AUGGUCAUGCCUGAUGAGAAGAAUGCCGAUAUUUCAGAAUUUGAAUCAAAAUUCUGUAAUGCUCCAGUAAAUGUUGGGCAAUCGGGACAAGCUCGCGGUUAUUCUUCGGUAUCCAGAGAAAAAUUAACUAUUGUUACAUCAAUGACUGAUGAUCCUUCCGAAAUGAUUUUUGUUUUCUUCCCUCCAGAAAAAGCGAUAGAAAACGAACUUUUGGUAAAUAUUACGGAACAUGUGCUCGUUCCAAAGCACGUUCCACUCAACAGCUCUCAAAAAGAUGACUUGCUGGCAAGAUACAAACUGAAAGAGACUCAAUUACCUAGAAUUAAGAUUACAGAUCCAAUUGCCAGGUACUAUGGUCUUCAAAGAGGACAAAUUGUGAAGAUUAUUCGUGCCUCAGAAACUGCAGGAAGAUAUGUUACCUAUCGUUAUGUUGUUUAA
Messenger RNA from Naegleria lovaniensis, 438 nucleotides. RefSeq lists its product as uncharacterized. Bases 1 to 438 code for a protein of 145 amino acids. The record is from RefSeq and is a predicted model, not a curated record. Gene Ontology annotation, biological process: DNA-templated transcription. Lineage: Eukaryota; Heterolobosea; Eutetramitea; Acrasida; Naegleriidae. Gene Ontology annotation, molecular function: DNA-directed RNA polymerase activity; DNA binding. The transcript is spliced from 2 exons. Gene Ontology annotation, cellular component: RNA polymerase II, core complex; RNA polymerase III complex; RNA polymerase I complex.